CGAAACAGGAGGGGCAUGUUCAUGCCUUAUAAAUAAUGCCUCCACCACGGACCACAUCACUGAAUGUUGGUGUAACCUACCAGACUUACCUAUUCAAGACAGAAAAAAAGUAAUCAACUGAAAACUUGAACAGCUCGGUUCGUGAUGGAUCUAAUAAUAAAGGGGUUUAAUGGAGAUACGACAUCUCUGACUGUGGGCUACAACGCCACAGUUGGUGAACUGAAGCAGCUCAUUUCGCGGGACUUCAGAGUGUCACCUCCUCAGCAGAAACUUUCUGCUAAUAACGGUCGCCGAAUCGACCUUGAAGACGAUUCCAGAACCCUCAGUAGUUACGGGUUGCACCCGGGCUCCACAGUGAUGCUGUUCAUCACGAACCCUGGACCUUUUCAGGUGUUCGUCAAGAACGAGAAAGGCUCCAUAGGAACUUACGAUGUUUCCAUUGAUGAGACCGUAGAGCAACUUCAGGAAAAGAUCUUCAACAAAGAAAGAGUCCCUGUGGAUCAGCAGAGAUUGAUUUACAACGGUAGACAACUGGAGUCUGGAAAGAAGUUGCAAGAGUACGACAUCACAUCCCACAGCACCAUUCACAUGACUCUGCGACUCAGAGGAGGUUAAUGGAGAAAAACAGCGCGAAAGGAUUUUUUGUUGUUGUUAUUUUGAUUGGUACUGUUACAAUGAUUAAACUUGCCAAUGUAGUUAAAAUAGUCAUAUGAAGUAUCUGUUCAAUUAUAGAUGAAAAAAUUAUAGCACUAUUUGUUAAUCGCUCUGGAUAAGAGUAUCUGCUGUAAAUAAAUGUAGUAAUUUAUAGGCCUAUUACACUAAGUAGUAUCAGAAUGUUGAGUUAAAAUCUGUUUUGUGAAUUGUGGUGAUGCAACAACUUACAGCAUUAAUACUUGGAAGAAAAACAAUUAUGCUUUCAUGGAUUCUAUAUAUUUGUACUUUUUAUGAAUUAUGUUUUAUAAUAUUUUGCCUUGUAAAUAAAAUGAUCAAAUGCCUGAACUAUA
Molecule: messenger RNA, 1004 nt
Organism: Myxocyprinus asiaticus (Chinese sucker)
Lineage: Eukaryota; Metazoa; Chordata; Actinopteri; Cypriniformes; Catostomidae
Product: polyubiquitin-like
Exons: 2
Coding region: 145-615 (156 amino acids)
Biological process (GO): modification-dependent protein catabolic process; protein ubiquitination
Cellular component (GO): nucleus; cytoplasm
Molecular function (GO): protein tag activity; ubiquitin protein ligase binding
Source: RefSeq, a predicted model, not a curated record